Molecule: messenger RNA, 1170 nt
Organism: Tarenaya hassleriana
Lineage: Eukaryota; Viridiplantae; Streptophyta; Magnoliopsida; Brassicales; Cleomaceae
Product: ubiquitin-conjugating enzyme E2-23 kDa-like
Exons: 7
Coding region: 435-992 (185 amino acids)
Biological process (GO): protein polyubiquitination; ubiquitin-dependent protein catabolic process
Cellular component (GO): nucleus
Molecular function (GO): ubiquitin conjugating enzyme activity
Source: RefSeq, a predicted model, not a curated record
UUCUAGCGCUUUCUCCGGUGCCAGACAGCGUUUGUCGAUAUGGGCGUUUUUUCUCUUUCUGCGGUUUUUGUCUUAAGCUUAUAUGGCCAGGUCGUAGAUUAUCCUCAGUCUGUGAAAUUAGAUACUCCUGCGAAAUUGACCAGCGUCUUCCGUAUCAAAAUUUUCUGCUGGGUCACCAUGAUUUGACGGGAAUAACAUCGAGGAUAGUGAGAUUCCAUUUCGUCAGAUUGCGUAAUUUCAACCCAUUGGCGGGUUUGGUGUCUCUAUUGCAGACUAAAUUCCUUCCGCUCCUUUGUGGGUUGGGUCGGGAUUUACCCCCCUUGUGUGUUCUUCAUCAGUGUUUGCCCUUACUUUUUCUACCUCCGAGGAAAAACAAAUUGUGCUUUAGAUAUGAACUAUAUCGGUUAAGUUUUCCAUUCUCGUGGAGAUCAAAGAUGUCUUCUCCCAGCAAAAGGAGAGAAAUGGAUGUCAUGAAGUUGAUGAUGAGCGAUUACAGCGUUGAAACGAUCAACGAUUGCCUGAAUGAGUUCAAUGUGGAGUUCCACGGUCCGAAAGAAAGUCUUUAUGAGGGAGGGGUUUGGAAAAUUCACGUCGAGCUCCCAGAUGCUUACCCGUACAAAUCUCCUUCCAUUGGGUUUGUUAACAAGAUAUUCCACCCAAAUGUGGAUGAACUUUCUGGCUCGGUGUGCUUGGAUGUAAUCAAUCAAUCUUGGAGUCCCAUGUUUGAUCUAUUAAACAUUUUCGAGGUUUUUCUUCCGCAACUCUUGCUCUAUCCAAACCCGUCCGAUCCACUCAAUGGAGAUGCAGCCUCGCUUAUGAUGAGAGACAGAACGCAAUAUGAUCAGAAAGUACGAGAGUACUGCGAACGGUAUGCCAAGAAGAAUGGAACGGCGGAAUCGGACGAGGAGGAGGAAGAGAGCGAGGAGGAGGACGUGACCGACGGAGAAACAGCCUCUACGGACGACGAGAUCGCAGGGCAUGCCGAUCCUUGAUUCUGCGGAAAAGGGGUCUUUUGGUUUACCAUACACUAUAUAGAACCAAUUGAAGAUUCAUUUAGAUUUUAUGUGAUACAUAAAGCAAACGCUCGUCGGUCCAUUUUCGCAGUGGCCACGUUGGUUCUCAAUUUCCCUUGUCCAUGACAAUGUUUUACUUUGGGGAAGCUUUCGGAAA